AUGUAUUCAGCACUGACAGCCUUGGAAGGCUCAGGCUGUUUGUUCGAAGGCCCGAAUACCACCACCAAACUUUUGAUCCGUGCUAUUAACAACAACACGCACAAACUUUUCGAUCGCAUGGACAUCCUUGCCUGCCGAACCGCGCUGAAGGGUCCUACGUUUCGAUCAACGACCAGACCAACUGAGCUCUGUCAAUAACCCACCAGGCAACCCGAGAAACAAGUAUCCGUACCGCACUGAAAUAUAUGCAUACCUACUUAUAGUGAAAAAGGUAGUGGAUGGUUGGAAAUCAGCUGGCUCAAGCGCCGGAUUUGUCAAAAGUCAGUCAUCAUAGGCGGUUGCCAAGUUACCAAGCAAAAGAACAGACGGGGUCGGGGAUCAAGCAGGGGACCCUAGCAGGCCGAGACCGGGGAUGACUCGUGGCUCUUCAAACUGCCAGAGAUUGAGGUGAGUGGAAGGGCAAGGGCUACAGCUCUCGCCGGCCGUUCUAGGAUAAUCCAUGCCCUUCCGAUUUGCUCAACCCUUCACUUUCACUAUCAUGUACUUUGUACCCACUACGUAGCACUUCUAUAGUACGAAACUGAAGUGCUUCGUAGCUAGCCUUUGUUACCUACCACUUGUAUUCUUGGGCGAUACAAGUACCGCAAAUCCAACAUCAUAUGUUAUGUGUACUCGAGAUGCACGUGCCUACCUCACCUACAUUAGGUACCAGUAGUUUGCUUGCACAAGCUCCAUGGGUAAUGCCAACAGCUAGGCUUAAAGCAACACAAUCACAGUUACAGCUCGCCCAAAGGAUGAUUGAGAUCGACUUUGUGCUCUGAGUAUUCGUAAGCGGCCUCUCAGCGAUGUGCAACAGUUGAAAUACAAAAACGGUAUUGUUUUGGUCCAUGUUCGAGACCUUGUUCUCACCUCAAUUGCAGUCAGUCGACUACCACAAAGUCUAGACGCAGCCAUCCAAUCUUGAUCGUCAUGUUAAUCCUGUCACAAAAUGAGCCCAACGUUCCAAAGAUGAAAGAAAGCAAAAUCGAGGAAAAGUGUGUGUGUGUGUGUGUGCGCGCGCCUUGGAGUGUGGCCAAAGUGGGAUUCUUGUUGCGGAAUCGGCAAGGGCAUACCAUGGUUCUGCGACUUUGGCAGGCCUAAUAAGGAG
Messenger RNA from Pyricularia grisea, 1147 nucleotides. RefSeq lists its product as uncharacterized. Lineage: Eukaryota; Fungi; Ascomycota; Sordariomycetes; Magnaporthales; Pyriculariaceae. The coding region runs from base 1 to 198 and encodes 65 amino acids. The record is from RefSeq and is a predicted model, not a curated record. The transcript is spliced from 3 exons.